Messenger RNA from Ochlerotatus camptorhynchus, 6040 nucleotides. It is a transcript of the gene FER, whose product is annotated as tyrosine-protein kinase Fer. The record is from RefSeq and is a predicted model, not a curated record. Bases 304 to 4812 code for a protein of 1502 amino acids. NCBI's taxonomy places the organism in Eukaryota, Metazoa, Arthropoda, Insecta, Diptera, Culicidae. Gene Ontology annotation, biological process: peptidyl-tyrosine phosphorylation. The transcript is spliced from 12 exons. Gene Ontology annotation, molecular function: ATP binding; non-membrane spanning protein tyrosine kinase activity.
CGAGCGCGAGGGCGCACACUUUGUCAUCAUCUCAGUGACAACUUAAUCGUGCACUAAUCGCAAUAUAGCAAGGAGUGACGUAAUAAUCCCAGGAAGGGGUUGCGUGGUGAAGAAGAUAAAGGAAGAAGAGUUUCGAAACAACGGAGCAUUGAUUAGUUUGGGCGCCUGUGUGCGUACGCGUGUGUGUGUGGUUUGUUUGUGACCGACGGUCGUGGUGGUAGUGGUGAGCAACAUUGAAGAAGACCAAGAGGAAAAGUUCAGGAAGUGUGUUGAAUGUAAGUGCGACAGGAAUAUCGAACGCAAAUGGGUUUCUCGUCGGCGCUGCAAGGGCGGGCGGCGCACGAAGCGCUGCUCAACCGCCAGGAAGCCGAGCUGAAGUUGCUGGAGACGAUGAAACGCUGCAUGAUACAGAAGAGCAAGUGCGACAAAGAGUAUGCAGCAUCCCUGGUUGCCGUGACCCAGCAGGGUCUCAAGAUCGACCGGACCGAUGAUCUCCAGGGCAGCCACAUCACCCGGGCCUGGCGGACCUUCAUGGAGGAACUGGAGCACACGGCCAAGCAGAUCAAAGCCAACGCCGAACAGCUGGAGUCGGUCUGUCUGGACAAGUUGGCCCAUUUGUACCAGGACAAACGGCGGGUGCGAAAGCAGUACCAGGAAGAGCACACCAAGAUUGCAACGAAAUUCAGCCAUAUGACAGAAGAUGUCGCCCGGAAGAAAAGCGAAUACCAGAAGCAUUUAGAGUACUACAAACUGCUGCGGGGGCGGUUUGAGGAAAUCAUCAAAUCGGGUCGCUCCGGUCGCAAAUUGGACGACGUCAUCGACAAGUAUCAGAAAGCCUGCCGGAAGCUCCACCUGGCCCACAACGAGUACGUCCUGCUGCUGAGCGAGGCGGCCGAAAUCGAAAAGGACAUCCGGACGAUCCUGAUGCCGGGUCUGCUCGAACACCAACAGUCCCAGCAGGAGGGCUUCAUUCUCACAUGGCGCAACCUGCUGCAGGAAGUGUCCAAACUGGGCGAUACCACGUCGGACAAGUUCAGCGAAAUCCAGCAGCGGAUAGAGACCAACAUUAGCAGUAUCAGCCCGGCCGAGGAGUACCGGGAGUUCACCGAAAAGCACAAAACGACCCCCACCGCCCCAGUGAUAUUCCAGUUCGACGAUUCGCUGAUCGAGGACAGCCUAGGGAAGUUGCAGGCCAACACCCUGACGGUGGACAAUCUGACGGUGGACUGGCUCAAGGCCCGGCAGACCGAGCUCGAAGCGUCAAUCAAGGAUCUCCAGGAGGCACAGACCAAGCAGCAGCAACAGGACCAGAACGGAGUGAACGGGACGGCUGCCAACAACACCAACAGCACCAACGGAAGCGCCACGAAACCAUCCACGCCGAUCCUGAACGGGUCCAACGGAACUAGCGUUAAGGAUAGUAGUAAUAAGAAUUCCAAGGAACUGAUAGCGUUGCGAUGUCAGGAACGGCAGAUGCAGAAGCAAGUGGAAAUGAUCCGAGCCGCCCUGAAUGACGUGGGCUGUGAGGAACUGCCGUCCGGGUGCGAUGACCUGUCCACGAUGGAGCAUCUGAUAGAGAACAAAAAAGCCGUUAGCCAAGAUCUGUCGGAGGACUCACACAAUGCAUCGACGACGCCGUUCUUCUCGACGAAGGGCGGUACGGCCAGCGGGGUAAUAUCGCUGCUCAGGGACCAAUUCCGUCGUAAGUCCGGCCCUAUUGCCGGCGCCUCUUUGCUAACCGUCAAGGAUUCACCCGCAUCGACGCCCCGGCCUACCCAGAAGCUGCUGUUGAAGAAUGGCAAUCAUCAGGGUUCAUCAACGGUAAAUGAGUGUGAACCCCCGAUGAGUGAAGAGAAUGUGUACGUUGAGCCUGUUGAAGCGAGAGUUGACGCUACUAACCGCCCGGAUCCGGAGUAUCCGGAAAACCGUGUGUCCACUAACACCUAUGUUGAUAUGGAAGCUAACCUGCUGCAGGCUGACGCUGCCGAUACUAACGACGUGGUGGGGCUUAGGUUUGAUGAGGGCUUUACUAACCACCAUAGGUUGUUGAGUUGCGACGAUGGAGUGGCGAGCUACAAGCGGCUGAAGGGAAGCGAAGAAAGUGAGGUUAUGUUGCUGAAUUCGCUGAACUCGCCGGAGAAUCAAUCCACCUCGGAUGAGCUGUAUGCGAACGAUAUGAAUGAUUCGAAAAAUAAUCUCCUACAGGAAGAUUCAUACGAGGAACCACAGGUGAUGCUAAAUUCGUCCAUUGAUGCCCAUUUGGACAGCAUCGAUGAGUUGAAUUCCAAAUUGGAUCAGAAGCUGUUCUCGAAAGCGACGGAACAGAAUGAAUACAGCAACGUCCCAUCGAAUCCGGAUGUCGUAUCCAAACUGGAAAAAGGCCCGGAGAAAGCUAGUUUCCGCGAUAAAAUCAAGCGGAAAAUCAAGAUCAAAAGUUCCAAUUCGGAAGCGGCGGACCGGGACCAGCGGCUGGACGAAGUGGACGAACCGGGCAACAGUUUUGCCGACCGCCUACGCAGUAAAGUGUCCAAUCUGAAGAAGAACGAUAACGAUCAGUUCAAACUGAUGAAAAAUGAAUCCGGCUCGGCGGCGGAAACCCCUCGGGGGGAGGUGGUGGACGAAAGGAAGAAGAAGAAGAAAAAGAAACGCAACAACAAAAAUCGCAAUCAAACGUUCUCCGAGGACGAACUGCUCGGCGAGGACGGGGACGAAUCGAAGCUAAACGAAUCGGGACACCCACCGUCUCAACCUCCCGGUGCCGGUGGCGGCGGGGAGGAGAAAAUGACCUCCUUUUCCAACACGGUCAUGUCCACCUUUCGGGAGAUAAUGCACUCCACCAAUAAGGUAAAAGAUUCCUCCCUAAACAUGGCACUGCGCCAGCACCAUCAUCAUCAAGCCGGAUCGGCGGGAAGGGAGGAGAAAGUAGAUCUAAUUAGCAGCAGCAGCAGCAGCAACGGCAAGGACGCCAAUCGACUAACGGCGAUAAAAUUCAUUUUCUCCGACAACCGCCAAGACUCUGCCGGUUCGACACCGACCACCCCGGAACAUACCAUUACCGAAAUGAGCGAAUCCCAUUACUCCCUUCCCGCCAACAAUGGCAGCGUGAUGGUGAUGGGUGCGAACGAAAGCGUCGAGCUGAAGCAGCACCCCGAUUGCAGCAACAAAGGCGCAACAACGGAACAUACGUCGUCGACGAAGCUUUCCUCGCUGUUGAAACAUAACCUUAAAAAUCGCUUCAAUAAACUGCACCAGAAGAUGCCGAAACUGCUGCAAAGUAGCAGCAGUAGCAGUAACAGCCCGGCAGGGGAGCAGCGCCAGCAGCAGACUGAUCCGAAAUUAUGUCGGGCCUGCAGUCUUCGCUUCCGGCGGCUCCAUCCCAGCAAGACGGUGCUUGAUUUUACCAAAGAAUUCCCCAACGGAGGCCGAUUUUGUCGCAGCCACGGCGGUGUGUACGGUCCCGAUGAACCGGUGGAUGACGAUGGAAACGGGGAGGACGACGACGGUGAGGAUUGGUGUGGUGUGUCCGAGAUGCUUAAUCUCGACUAUGAGGAUAUUGAUGUUAUUACUAUUAAGAUCCAUAACAACUAUGCUACAACUAAUACCGCUGCUAGUGAUGAUGGUGAUGAUCGUGAUAAUGGUGUUAAUGAUGAUGAUGAUGAUAAUAAUGGCGAUGGUAUGACCCUAUCGACGAACCGGCCGCUCUACGAAGAGGAAUGGUUCCACGGGGUGCUCCCCCGGGAGGAGGUUGUCCGAUUGCUGCGCAACGAAGGCGACUUCCUGGUACGGGAGACGACCCGCAACGACGAGAGCCAAACCGUGCUCAGUGUCUGCUGGAACGGACACAAGCACUUCAUCGUGCAGACGACGGCCGAGGGCCACUACCGCUUCGAAGGUCCAGCAUUUCCCAGUAUACAGGAGUUGAUCCUACACCAGUACCAGUCGGAGCUACCGGUCACGGGGCGUUCCGGAGCAGUCCUUCGCAAACCAGUAUUAAGGGAACGAUGGGAGCUUAGCAAUGACGAUGUGAUACUGUUAGAUAAGAUCGGAAGGGGCAACUUCGGCGACGUGUACAAAGCCAAGCUCAAGUCGUCGAAGAAUACGCUGGUCGCGGUGAAAACCUGCCGGAUGACGCUACCGGAAGAGCAGAAACGGAAGUUCCUGCAGGAAGGCCGAAUCCUCAAGCAGUACGACCAUCCGAACAUUGUCAAGCUGAUCGGGAUCUGCGUCCAGAAGCAACCGAUCAUGAUCGUGAUGGAGCUGGUUUCGGGCGGUUCGCUGUUGAUGUUCCUGCGCAAGAAUACGGCGACCCUGACGCAGAAGCAACUGAUGGCCAUGUGCCGCGAUGCGGCAGCAGGAAUGCGCUACCUGGAGUCGAAGAACUGCAUCCACCGGGAUCUGGCGGCGAGAAACUGUCUGAUCGGCAGCGAAAACAUCGUCAAAAUCUCCGACUUUGGAAUGUCCCGCGAGGAAGAAGAAUACAUUGUGUCCGGUGGCAUGAAGCAGAUCCCCAUCAAGUGGACCGCUCCGGAGGCACUCAACUUCGGCAAGUACACCUCCAUGUGCGACGUGUGGUCCUACGGCAUUCUGGUGUGGGAGAUCUUCAGCCGAGGGGACACGCCCUACUCGGGCCUGAGUAAUUCCCGCGCCCGUGAGCGGAUCGACGAGGGCUACCGGAUGCCAGCGCCGGACAAUACCCCACCGGAGAUGUACCGACUGAUGCUCAAAUGUUGGUCCUACGAGUCGGAGAAUCGACCGCACUUUGACGAGAUCUACACCGUGGUGGACGCCCUGAUGAUGUGUGCCAAGGACUAGCGAAGAAGGAUCACAGCGCGGUCAAACGCGGCUCGGUCGAAACAAACGCAACGUUGUCUUUCUUGCAAUAACAACAACAACAACAGCAAACCGGACGGGUCCGCCGGUGGAAGUAGGCCCACAAAACGACGACGACGACCCAAAGCGUACUUUUGCUCAUCGGUGGCAAUGCUUGCUGCCAAGACUUGAGGGAUCAUGCGAGCCGUAGACUUGCGUUGCCGAGCUUUUUCUAAACAAAAAAUUCUCGUUGUUUUAAUUUAUUGAAUUUUAACUUCUUUUGAGUUGCUGCAAAUGUUUUUUUUUAUUAUUCGGGACAACGAACAAGUGGAUCGAGAUUUGAUUGCUAGCUAGACAGAGAACCGAGUUUUGUUUAUAGGGACAAGUUUAGGUGUUUAGGAGAAUGAAUUGAACGACUGUGCUGAAUGUGGCCAAAAAUCCCAAGGCAAGCGAGAAAGUGAUUGUUUUUAACGGUGUACCUUUAUAGAGUUGACGGACGAAGACGACGAGCGCAGUUGAAAGUUGAAGGGAACAUGUUUUGUGAUGUGCGAAGAUUUUAUCGAUUAGUUAAGACACGUUAGCUUGUUAAGCGCAGUUUAUAUUUGAAUUGAUCUAGGAAUGAUAAAGUAUAUUAGAAACGAACACAAAUAUCACACGCUUAUUCUAGAAUGGCUUCGUUGUGCAGCUCAAUUUGCAAACGCUCACAAUUUUUUGUACAUGCAAGCUUAUUUAUAGGGGAUCUUAUAUUUAAAACAAACAUAGUAAAAGUCCAACCAUAGAAAUCAACUCUCAACAAAUAAUAAUAAUAAAAAAAAAAGGUUUCUCCAAGAGCCGUGUGACGUUGCGUGAGAAUGUUCCAUUGCCAUUUGCGACUAACUGCCAUCCUUGAGCCUUGAGGGGUGGAAUAUUCUCGCCGGAACCGGAAGCGCGUAUUUAACGGUUUAUAUACAACAUACAAACACAGACACACACACGUAUUUAAAUAUAAUACUCUCUAUCAUCUACUUAUACCUAAAUACUGCUGACGUAUAUCGCGUAGCUAGCUCCGACGAGAAGCACAUUUUGCUCUAGAUAUGAACUCUGUACUGCAACAACAACAACAACAACAACAACCUUACGGUAAGUUACGGACUUUGAAAUCGAAAAAAAAAGCAUCCUUCUGAAAAUCAAAAUAUAAUUGUAAUAUUUACAUAAUAUUAAAUAGUACGCUAAAAAAUAUUUUAUAAAAAAA